Molecule: messenger RNA, 5325 nt
Organism: Ochotona curzoniae (black-lipped pika)
Lineage: Eukaryota; Metazoa; Chordata; Mammalia; Lagomorpha; Ochotonidae
Gene: SCN11A
Product: sodium voltage-gated channel alpha subunit 11
Exons: 27
Coding region: 1-5325 (1774 amino acids)
Biological process (GO): membrane depolarization during action potential; sodium ion transmembrane transport; neuronal action potential
Cellular component (GO): axon; plasma membrane; voltage-gated sodium channel complex
Molecular function (GO): voltage-gated sodium channel activity
Source: RefSeq, a predicted model, not a curated record
AUGGAUGACAGGUGCUACCCUGUGAUCUUCCCAAACUCACACAACUUCCGCCCCUUCACUUCUGAUUCUCUGGCUGCAAUUGAGAAACGGCUCAGCAUCCAAAAGGAGAAAAGGAAAUCCGGAGACAAGACCGGGCCUGAAUGUCCACCUCGACCUCAGCUGGAUCUAAAGGUUUCCAGGGAGUUGCCUAAGCUUUAUGGUGACAUUCCCCAUGACCUGAUAGGGAAGCCACUGGAAGACUUGGAUCCAUUCUACAGGAAUCAUAAGACAUUUAUGGUGUUGAACAAAAAGAGAACCAUCUACCGCUUUAGUGCCAAGCGUGCCUUGUUCAUUUUUGGGCCUUUCAAUUCCAUCAGAAGUCUAGCCAUUAGGAUUUCAGUCCAUUCGCUGUUCACCAUGUUCAUCAUCAGCACUGUGGUCAUCAACUGUGUGUUCAUGGUGAUCACUACGGAGAGCAACAGCACAGCCUCCAACAUUCCUGAAUAUGUCUUCACUGGAAUUUAUAUUUUUGAAGCUUCGAUAAAAAUAGUAGCAAGCGGGUUUAUUCUGGAUGAAUUUUCUUUCCUUCGAGAUUUAUGGAACUGGUUGGAUUCCUUUGUCAUUGGAGCAGCGAUCAUAUCCUUUUUUCCAAACAUCUCCCUCAAGCUGUUGCCCCUGCGUACCUUCCGAGUAUUCAGAGCUUUAAAAGCAAUUUCUGUGGUUUCAGGUCUGAAGGUCAUUGUGGGGGCCUUGCUGCGCUCUUUUAAGAAGCUUUUAAACGUGAUGCUCCUCAUCAUAUUUUUUCUCAGCAUCUUUGCCCUGGUAGGUCAGCAGCUCUUUAUGCGAAGCCUGAGCCUGAAAUGUGUCAGUGCUGAGUGCCAGAAUCGUGAUGCAUUUGAUGAGGAUUGCUUUGAAAGACAAGAAAAUUCUACAGAAUUCAGAAUGUGUGGCUUCUGGAUGCAGGAAGGUGCCUGUUCCAAACAAUAUACAUGCAACUUCACCAAAUUUAAUCCUGACUAUAAUUACACAAAUUUUGACAACUUCGGCUGGUCUUUUCUUGCCAUGUUCCGGCUUAUGACUCAGGAUUCCUGGGAGAGGCUCUAUCAGCAGGUUUUGCGCACCACUGGACCCUAUUCAGUCUUCUUCUUUGUGAUAACCAUCUUCCUGGGCUCCUUCUACCUGAUUAAUCUAACCCUGGCCGUUGUCACCAUGGCCUAUGAGGAACAGAACAGGAACGUGGCUGCAGAGACUGAGGCCAAGGAGAAGAUGUUUCAGGAAGCCCAGAAGCUGCUAAGGGAGGAAAAAGAGGCUUUGGUUGCCAUGGGAAUGGACAGAAGCUCACUUAAUUCCCUUGAGGUCUCAUCUUUCUCCCCAAAGAAGAGAAAGAUCUUUGGUACUAGGAAAAAGAAGUCCUUCGCAAGAGAAUCGAAAAAGUCAAGCAAGCAUCAGGCUCCAGGAUCAGAGUCUGACGAAGACCCUACUCCAAAGCCACAUCUCUUAGAGCAAACCAAGCGCCUGUCUCAGAAUCUGUCGAAGGACUAUUUUGAUGAACAUGGAGACCCACUCCAAAGGCAGAGAGCCCUGAGUGCUGUCAGCAUCAUCACUAUCACCAUGCAGGAACAGGAAAAAUCCCAGGAGCCUUGCCUCCCGUGUGGAGAAAACCUCGCAUCCAAAUACCUGGUGUGGAAUUGUUGUCCCCAGUGGCAACGCAUCAAGACCGUCCUGAAGGCCGUGAUGACCGACCCCUUCACUGAGCUGACCAUCACCAUCUGUAUCAUCAUCAACACCAUCUUCUUGGCCCUUGAACAUCAUGAGAUGGACACGAAUUUUAAAACCAUUUUGAAUAUAGGGAAUUUGGUUUUCACCGUCGUUUUUAUAGUGGAAAUGUGCCUAAAAAUCAUUGCACUUGAUCCCUACUACUACUUCCGCCAAUGCUGGAAUAUCUUCGACUGCGUGGUUGCUCUUCUGAGCCUUGUAGAUGUGCUGUAUGUACAGCAAAGCUUGCCAUUCAUGCGUUCCUUCAGAGUGAUCCGCGUGUUUAAGUUAGCCAAGUCCUGGCCAACAUUAAAUACCCUGAUUAAGAUAAUUGGGCACUCCAUAGGAGCCCUUGGAAAUUUGACGGUGGUCCUGGUCAUCGUGGUCUUCAUUUUCUCUGUGGUUGGCAUGCAGCUUUUUGGCUCUAAGUUCAGUUCUGAAAAGAAUAAAAAAUUAUGUAACACCGAAGAAGAGCUGUGUCGACGGCGCUGGCACAUGGGCGAUUUCUACCAUUCCUUCCUGGUGGUGUUCCGCAUCCUGUGUGGGGAGUGGAUUGAGAACAUGUGGGAGUGCAUGCAGGCAAUGGACUCAGAUGCACCGCUGUGUGUUUUCAUCUUUGUGCUUAUCAUGGUGAUAGGAAAUCUUGUGGUCCUCAACCUCUUCAUCGCCUUAUUGCUCAACUCCUUCAGCAGUGAGGAGAGACAUGGAAGCCUCGAUGGAGAGACCAGGAAAACCAAAGUCCAGUUAGCCCUGGAUCGGUUCAGCAAGAUUUUUGCGUAUGUCAUUUACGCUGUUCAGAAUUUCUGUGACAAGCGAUGCAGGAGGCAAAAUUUACCAAAGCUAAAGGAAGGGGAAGGAGGCCCUGCCACAGAGAGCAAAGACAUCAUUCCCCUGGUCUCAGGGAAGAAAGUGGGCCCAGAGACCCAGGAGACACGUGGUGCACCCUUCUCUGGACCAAGGACCCUGAGCAUUGGGCACGAUGGGACUUGGUUGGCCCCACUCGCAGAAGAAGAAGAUGCUGCGUCUCUUGGUGAAGAUAAUCCACAGGCUAUUCCACAGCAGGAUCCCAAGGCCUUAGGCUAUCUUCUACAUCAGGAGACCACGAAGCCCACCAGCCCUGGAAUUCAGAGUGUGGAAAUCGAUGUAUUCUCUGAAGAUAACUACUCAAUUUCACGGAAUAUCCAAAAGAAGCCUGACACUAACAGUGUCCUCUCUGAAUGUAGUACCAUUGAUCCCCAGGACACCUUUAGGUGGUUAACUGAAAUGACUCCCGCAAAGCAGCCAGAGAGAUGCUUGCCCAAAGGCCUGUGUUCCUACUUUCCAUGUUGUAGGGUGGACAAGAGAAAGUCUGCCUGGGUCCUUUGGUGGAACCUGCGGAAAACCUGCUAUCAAAUAGUGAAACACAGCUGGUUUGAGAGCUUUAUUAUCUUUGUGAUUCUGCUGAGCAGUGGGGCACUGGUAUUUGAAGAUGUUCAUCUUAAGGAACGGCCCAACAUUCAAAAGUUACUCAAUUGUACAGACAAUAUCUUCACGUUUAUUUUUAUCCUGGAGAUGGGUCUAAAAUGGGUGUCCUUUGGAUUCAGAAAGUAUUUCACCAGUGUCUGGUGCUGGCUCGAUUUCAUCAUUGUAAUCGUGUCUGUGAUCAGUCUAAUCAACGUGAAGAGCUUGAAGUCCUUCCGGACUCUGCGAGCGCUGAGGCCUCUGCGGGCACUGUCACAAUUUGAAGGAAUGAAGGUGGUGGUCAACGCUCUCAUCGGCGCCAUACCUGCCAUUCUGAAUGUCUUGCUUGUCUGCCUCAUUGUCUGGCUCAUAUUUUGUAUACUCGGAGUAACCUUUUUUUCGGGGAAAUUUGGCAAAUGCGUUAAUGAGACAGAUCCAAAUACACCUAUCAAUCAUACCAUCAUUACAAACAGAAGCCAAUGUGAGACUGGCAAUUUGUCCUGGGUCACCCCAGAAAUCAACUUUGACAACGUGGGGACAGCUUAUUUGGCUCUGCUGCAGGUGGCAACAUAUAAGGGCUGGAUGGAUAUUAUGUAUGCUGCUGUUGAUUCAAGAGGGGAAAACCAACAACCAGCGUUUGAAGCAAAUCCAGCUGUGUACUUCUACUUCGUAGUUUUUAUCGUUUUAGGCUCGUUCUUCACCCUGAACCUCUUUAUCGGUGUUAUUAUUGACAACUUCAACCAACAGCAGAAAAAGAUAAGUGGUCAAGACAUUUUUAUGACAGAAGAGCAGAAGAAAUAUUAUAAUGCCAUGAAAAAAUUAGGAACCAAAAAGCCUCAAAAACCCAUUCCGAGACCUCUGAACAAAUGCCAAGGUGUUGUGUUCGACUUAGUCACAAGCCAAGUGUUUGAUAUCAUCAUCGUCAUUCUCAUUAUGCUAAACAUGGUUAGCAUGAUGGUGGAGACAGCUGACCAGACCGAUUCUAUGGCAUCCAUCCUGGAGUAUCUCAAUGUAGCCUUUGUGGUCAUUUUCACAGUAGAAUGUCUCAUCAAAAUCUUUGCCUUGAGACAAUACUACUUCACCAGUGGCUGGAAUUUAUUUGAUUGUGUGGUCGUGGUUCUGUCCAUUGUUAGUGCCAUGAUUUCUGGUUUGGAGAAACAGAAACACAUCCCUUUCCCCCCGACGCUCUUCAGAGUCAUCCGCUUGGUCCGGAUUGGCCGCAUCCUGAGACUGGUACGGGCGGCUCGUGGAAUCAGGACUCUCCUUUUCGCGUUGAUGAUGUCACUCCCUUCUCUUUUCAACAUCGGCCUGCUCCUUUUCUUGGUCAUGUUCAUCUAUGCUAUAUUAGGCAUGAAUUUCUUUUCUGAAGUGAGCCCACAGUCUGGAAUCGAUGACAUACUGAAUUUCAAGACUUUCGUCAAAAGCAUGCUGUGUCUUUUCCAGAUAACUACAUCAGCAGGUUGGGACUCUUUGCUCAGCCCCAUGCUGAAAAGGGAAAACUCCGCAAAGAACCGCCACCUUCCGGCAAUAGCCAUCUCCUACUUUGUCAGUUACAUCAUCAUUUCCUUUCUCAUUGUUGUCAACAUGUAUAUUGCUGUGAUCUUGGAGAACUUUAACACAGCCACUGAAGAAAGUGAGGAACCCUUGGGUGAUGAUGACUUUGAAAUAUUCUAUGAAGUGUGGGAAAAGUUUGACCCAGAGGCAACACAGUUUAUUGAAUAUUCUGCACUUUCUGAUUUUGCUGAUGCCCUUCCAGAGCCUUUGCGGGUGGCAAAGCCAAACAAAUUUCAGUUCUUAGUAAUGGACCUGCCCAUGGUGAGUGGAGAUCGUUUGCACUGCAUGGAUAUUCUUUUUGCUUUCACCACGAGGGUCCUCGGUGACUCCAGUUAUCUGGACAGCAUGAAAGUCAUGAUGGAAGAGAAGUUCAUGGAAGCAAAUCCUUUCAAGAAGUUAUAUGAGCCAAUAAUCACCACCACCAAGAGGAAGGAAGAGGAGAGAGGUGCUGCCAUUAUUCAAAAGGCCUUUCGAAAGUACAUGACCAAGAUGACAAAAGGUACCUCGGAAGACAGACCUCCUCCACCACUCCAAAUGCUGUGCAAUGGAGAAUUGCCCAGUGUUGAGGUAGCUAAAGGCAAGGCCCACUAUGACUGA